Phyllostomus discolor (pale spear-nosed bat) is the source of this 3554-nucleotide messenger RNA. It is a transcript of the gene AGFG2, whose product is annotated as ArfGAP with FG repeats 2. The record is from RefSeq and is a predicted model, not a curated record. Gene Ontology annotation, molecular function: GTPase activator activity. The transcript has 13 exons. Bases 140 to 1612 code for a protein of 490 amino acids. Lineage: Eukaryota; Metazoa; Chordata; Mammalia; Chiroptera; Phyllostomidae.
CUCGCGCGGACGCCGUGGGCUCCGGAGCUUCUGUCAGGGAAGCUGAGCGUGCGGAGGCAACUGAGGAGGCGGGAAGGCGGCAGUAGUUGAAGGGGCGCUUGCUAAUUUGCAGGGAGGAAGUCCGAGGGAGUGGGGAGCCAUGGUGAUGGCAGCGAAGAAGGGCCCAGGACCCGGUGGUGGGGUCGGCGGGGGAAAGGCGGAGGCGGAGGCGGCUUCGGAGGUGUGGUGUCGCCGGGUGCGGGAGCUGGGCGGCUGCAGCCAGGCCGGGAACCGUCACUGUUUCGAGUGCGCCCAGCGCGGGGUCACCUACGUGGAUAUCACCGUGGGCAGCUUCGUCUGCACCACCUGCUCCGGCCUCUUGAGAGGACUGAACCCCCCUCAUCGAGUCAAGUCCAUCUCCAUGACAACUUUCACCGAGCCUGAAGUAGUAUUCCUGCAAUCCCGUGGGAACGAGGUUUGCAGGAAGAUUUGGCUGGGUCUUUUUGAUGCUCGGACAUCUUUAAUACCAGAUUCCAGGGAUCCUCAGAAAGUGAAGGAGUUUCUCCAGGAAAAAUAUGAGAAGAAGAGAUGGUAUGUCCCUCCAGAUCAAGUCAAGGGGCCCACUUAUACCAAAGGCAGUGCCUCCACCCCUACCCAGGGCUCCAUCCCAGAAGGGAAACCUGUUCGGACACUUCUGGGGGAUCCUGUGCCAUCUCUCUCAGCUGCUGCCUCCACCUCUAGCCAGUCUGUCAGUCAGUCCCAGGCUCGGACAUCCCAGCUCCGGAGUGCUCAGCCACCUCCCCACUCAUCAGUCAAGAAAGCCAGUACUGACCUGCUGGCUGACAUUGGUGGAGACCCCUUUGCUGCUCCCCAGACAGUACCAUCCUUUGCUGCAUUCCCAGCCUUUGGAGGCCAGACACCUUCCCAUGGGGGCUUCGCCAACUUCGAUGCCUUUGGCAGUAGCCCCAGCCCUUCUGCAUUUGGAAGCAUUCCUCUAACCGGCCAAGCCCCAUUCCAGGCCCAGCCAACAGCCACAGCCAGUCGGAUGCUAACUGGAAGUUACAGCUUUGGGAGCAGCCAGGUGACUCCAUUUGGUGCCUCUUCCCUUGUACCUGCCAGUCAGCCCAACAGCCUCACAGAUAUGGGUGGCCUCCUGGGACCUGGAGCAUCAGCUGGAGGUAUCCCUAGCAGCAUCUUUGGGAUGACUGGCCAAGUCCCCACCCUUCAGUCUGCCACAACUGGUGGAGGUAGCAGCACAGGACUUGCCUUUGGAGCCUUCACCAACCCUUUCACAGCACCCACUGCUCACCCUCAGCUGCCUUCCACAAACCCAUUCCAGCCCAAUGGUUUGGCCACAGGACCUGGCUUUGGGAUGAGCAGUGCUGGGCCUGGCUUCCCCCACGCAGUGCCACCCACCGGGGCCUUUUCCAGCACCUUCCCACCACCAGUGUUCUCCCUGCAGACCUCAGUGACCCAGCAGCAGAAUGGCUCUUCCUUCAGUGACUUAGGAUCAGUCAAGCUGGGACAGAGGCCACUGAGCCAGCCAGCGGUCCUGUCCACCAACCCCUUCAUGACUGGAUCCUCAACAAGCCCAUUUGCCUCCAAACCUUCAACCACCAACCCAUUCUUGUAGCACUGUGUUCUGGGGACCUCUUUCCUGCUCUCUGGGGUCCCUCUACUCCUUGGAACUCUGGUGACCACUUGCCUGUGGCAUUUAUGUGAGUCUGAGACCAGAAUGGGCCUUACUUUGCAGGGUAGAGGUCUUGAAGAUGGUGGAGGUGCUACUGCUUUGCCUGGAGCUUACAGAUAAAAAGGGCAGUUUCCUCCUUUCUUCCUUCCAACCCCUGACCCAGGCAGGAGGCCCAGGAGGAGAGAAGGCAGGGCCUGGCCUAGAGGAACAAUGGUGUUUUUUCCUCAAGUUAUUAAUUAUGAUGACAGUAAUCCUCCUCCUCUUCUGCCGUCAGCAUACACAGUGCUCCCUUCAUUCCCAGCCCUCUGGGCAAAGGAAGCUGUGGGCACGGGCUGACCAGCAUUCCCCUGGGGGAACUCUUCCCCAUGCCCAACUUUCCAACACUGUUCUCGUGGGCAGAAGCACAAGGGGCAGAGUAGGGUGAGGGUGGGGAUCAGGUGUGUUGACGUGGGAUAGUAAUCAAGGCAAGAAGGUCCUGGGGGACCAGAGUGCCCCUGGUGCCCUGGCUUGGGCCAGCAUACCCUUUUCUCCACAUUCUUGCAUCCCCAACUCCUUCCCUCAUCCUGGGCACUCAGGAUGACUAGUUUUAUCUACAUACUGGGUUGGCCAAAAAGUCUGUUUAGUUUUUUUCCAUAAAAUAAAAGACACAUGUUUCAUUUUCACCAAUAAUUUUAUUGACUUGGAUAUUUUGGGUAUGUCAGCUAUCUCCCAUGUGAUAUAAUGUUGUUUAUUCUCAAUUAUUCUCAAUUCAUGUCUCGAUUUGAUCGCUGUCAACUUCCACUGGUCUAUCUGACCGUGGAGCAUCGUCCAGCAAGAAAUCUUCAGCACAAAACUUUGCAUGCAAACCGCUUUUGACAUGUUUGAUCAGUCACAGCACCUUCUCCAUAUACUGCACAAAUAUUUUUUUGCAUUCCAGUUGUGUUUUUACCUUCUUGAAAUAAUAAAACAUAGUACACUGAAAAUGUUGCAUAUUUUCUUCCAUCUUCAACAUUAAAAUGGCUACACAAAAAUUUGCCAAUUUUGAUUAGUUUUUCUUUUUUUCUUUAUGCAUCUCUUUUUAAGAACAAAGAUGCUCUUCUUGAUUAGUUUUUUUUUUUUACAGAUUUUUUACAUUUACUUUUUAAGAGUGGGGAAGACAAGAAGAAAGGGAGAGAAACAUUGAUGUGCGAGAGAUACAUGAUCAGUUGCCUCUCACACUCCCCCAACUGGGGACCUGGCCCACAAACCAGGCAUGUGCCCUGACAGGGAAUCAAACCAGUGACCUUUCUUUCACAGGCCGGCGCUCAAUCCACUGAGCCACACUAGCCAGGGCUAAUUAUUUUUUUUAAAUGCACACUGAUAUAACAGCUGCCACAAUGCUAUCUAACAAAAUUGUUUCUGAGUGAAGGUAAAGACAACUAGAGCCAGCUUGUGGGAAAACCGAACGAACUCUUUGGCCAACCCAACACUUAGGCAUGCCCAACUUCUGUCAAGCACUUUAGUUAGUUGUGGUGUCAUGUUUGGAUACCAGUGUUUUAUAUUUAUACAUAGAGAGAAUUUUCUAAUAUAGCCUAUUAUAUAUAUAUACACAUACAGAGAGAAAGAUAUAUAUAUAGAUACACACACACACAUGCAGCCAUUCUCCCUCUCCCAGACAGCUCUUUUCCAUGGGGAAUGGGAUGAAUCCUCAUCUGUGCCUCGACCAACAAAGCCAGAGCUCCAGGGAGUGGCAGGGAGGGCAGGCACAUGUCCUGACCACCCCAGAGCCUGGGCUUUUCGGGAGAGGCUUUGUGCAAUUGGCUAUAUUUUUUCCUUUGAUCCAUGUACCUCCCUGGCCUCCAGAUCUUUGCACGAAAGCUGUUACAGGCAAUGUUGGAAAAGAACUGCAUUUGAAAGAAAAAGAAAA